This is a messenger RNA of Papaver somniferum (opium poppy), 1257 nucleotides long. RefSeq lists its product as uncharacterized. Lineage: Eukaryota; Viridiplantae; Streptophyta; Magnoliopsida; Ranunculales; Papaveraceae. Bases 1 to 1257 code for a protein of 418 amino acids. The transcript has a single exon. The record is from RefSeq and is a predicted model, not a curated record.
AUGUAUCAAAUUCUAGGAAUUAAAUACUUCAAAGAAGGAGGUCUCUUGCAUCAAAAUACUUCAACUAAGAACUGUUCUUACACUUGGAUUGGUAUUACAAAAGGCAUUGAAGUUUUGAAGCAAAAUUACUUCAUGGAGAUAAAUAAUGGAAAGAAAACAAAAAUAUGGAAGGACAAAUGGAUUCCAGGCAUGAAUCAUCCACCAUCUCCAAUCAAUGAUCUUUAUAGGUUCUAUGAAGAUGUAGCUGAGUUAUACUUGUCUGAAUCUAAUAAGUGGAACAUCAGUUUACUCAACAGAUUAUUUGAUGCAGAUACUUCUCUUAAAAUUCAGUUAUUGUUCAUAGACUGCAGCAAGGAAGAUGUCAUGUUAUGGAUGCCCUCAAAAUAUGGUACCUUUUCAGUCAAGAGUACAUACAAAAUGUUAACUCAUAGCACCAGUGAAGUUCAAGUAAAUGGAGCUAACAUUAACUCUGUAAUCUGGAAGACACUAUGGAAAACACAAGCGGCUAGUCGUGUCAAGCUUUUCAUAUGGAAGUGCAUCAGAGGCAUUAAUUCUACUAAAAGUAGAAGAGCUCAAUAUAAUUCAGAGGUUGAAACUCACUAUGACACCUGUGGUCAUGGAUAUGAAGAUAUGGAGCAUAUCAUUUUUGCAUGUAAACAUGCAAGGGUUGUCUGGAGAGGCAGAAAUGUAAACAUUGAUGCAGUCAGAGAAAAUUGUAGCUCAGUUGCAGAAUGGGUCAUCAGCUGGUUUUUUACCUCAAACUCAGACCAAGACCAAAGUUGGCUGAUUACUUUAAUGGUUGGUAUGUGGGUAUUGUGGAAAGAUAGGUGUGAAGUUUUUUUUCAGGGAGUAUCUCUAAACCCUCAUAAUACUGUGCAUAAAAUCCAUUACCGCAUAGCUUCACACAUGCAUUGCAUUAACCCAUCCCAACUUCCAUUAACUACUUCCAGCAUAAAAAUCUCUAACUGGAAACCUCCCAUUAACGAUGUAGUUAAAUUUAAUGUGGAUGGUUCAUAUAUUCAAGAUUCUAACAGUUUUGGCACUGGUAUUGUGCUGCGCAACCAUACAGGUGCAUGCCUUGGAAUCAAAGGGAGCUAUGGAGAUGGAGUACUGACUCCAGAAGAAGUGGAAUGCAUGGCAUGCAGUCAGAGAAGCACUCUUUUUGGCCAAAGACUUGAAGUACUCAAGAAUCCAGUUGAAGCCGAUGCAAAACUAGUAAUAGACACCAUUAAUGGGAAUAUCCUACUCAUUCAAUAG